This is a messenger RNA of Lycium ferocissimum, 2158 nucleotides long. RefSeq lists its product as uncharacterized. Gene Ontology annotation, molecular function: protein binding. The record is from RefSeq and is a predicted model, not a curated record. Bases 700 to 1998 code for a protein of 432 amino acids. NCBI's taxonomy places the organism in Eukaryota, Viridiplantae, Streptophyta, Magnoliopsida, Solanales, Solanaceae. The transcript is spliced from 4 exons.
CUUCACUGACACUGCUCAGUCGCAAAGUAGAAUUCUUCCUAGACAAGAUUUCCAGCCUAACAAAAAUUAAUUUCGCCACACACCGAAAUCUCCCCCCCAAAAAAAAAAAAACAAUUUCUAUAUUCGUCUCCACCUUCUUUCCCUACGGAAAAAACAUUUUCUAUAAUCAGUUUGCUCCCUUUUUUUUUUUUUUUUUUUUUAUUAUCUUUUCUUUCUUCUUCUCCUGAUAAAAAAAUACUUUUUUUUUUUUUUCAAAUAAAUCACCUUUUUUACAUACCCUAUAUUUCCCUUUGUUCUCGUGAUUUUUUUUUUUUUUUUUUCCAAGUUUCCCGACCACCUUUUAUUUCUUUUUUUCCGGUGGUUGAUGCUAACAUGCGCAGGGUGCGGAUGGUAUGAAAUAUUGUUCGGUUCAAAUUCGUAACUUCGUCAGUUUCGUCGGAUGGAGUUCUGACCUGGCGGAACCGGUGGAACUGAUGCUAACGUGCGCCAGGUGCGCGUGAUAGUAACUAUUAUUGCUCGGUGGAGUUUCCAACGUGGUAACAGCGGUGGGUUGAGACUAACGUGCGUAGGGUGCGCGUCAUUAGGAAAUAUUGUUCGGUUCAUAUUCGAAAAGCGGUUGCGUUGUGAUUUUUAAAAAUUCGAAUAAUUUGAGCCGUACACGUGGAGACUGAGAGUGCUGAGAACCGUACACGUGUGAGGAUGUGGGGCACGUGGGAAGAACUAAUCCUAGGUGGCGCUGUUCUACGGCAUGGAACACAAGAUUGGAACGUCGUCGCUUCGGAACUUCGUUCUCGUACUAUCUAUCCUUGCUACUUCACCCCUCAGGCUUGCAAAGCCAAGUAUGAGGAUUUGCAAAAACGCUACUCUGGCUGCAAUGCUUGGUUUGAAGAGCUAAGAAAGAGACGAGUUGAAGAACUGAAGCGAGAAUUGGAGAAAUCUGAAAGCUCAAUCGGGUCUCUCCUCUCAAAGAUUGAAAGCCUGAAGGCUGAGAAAGAUGGUUCCAGUCACACUGAACCGCCCACUGCUCUUGUAAAGUCGGAAUACACGGAAUCAUUUGGCAAAGAUGGCAUAUCUGCUGGCAGCUUCACAAUAGACACUGGGACCAAUUAUUCCCCCGAGUUUGAGAGUCCUGCAGUAGCCUCGGCUAAAGAGAUAGAUUCAAAGCUAGAAUAUUCCGAGCCUGAUGAGCGAAAUGAAAUUCCAAGGAAGUCAGCAGAGAUUGCCGAUGGAAAUGGUGGGGCUUUGAGGAAGAGAAAACGGAAAGAUUCCAUUUUGGAUAGCAAUGAAGGAAGCAUCGAGGAGAGUGACAAUGUGCGUUCAAUCAGUGGCAUCUCCACCACAGAGGAUAGUAAAGGAGGAUUAUCUAGAUUGAUGGAUAAUGAUUUGAUGGCAAUUUUCAAUUCCAUUAUACAGAACGAAGAGGCUAUGGUCUUUAGGCAUCGUCGCGAUAGUCAGAAGAGAGCUAGAUAUAAGGAAAUGAUCAAGCAGCAUAUGGAUAUUGAAACAGUAAGAUCAAGAUUAGUCAGGUGUUCCAUCAAAUCACCAGGUGAACUCUUUAGAGAUUUACUUUUGCUAGCAACCAACGCCAUUGUGUUUUACUCGAAGCGGACGAGAGAAUACAAGGCGGCAAUGGCCCUCAGAGACAUCAUCAUUAAAGCGCAUCGGGACCAUUAUAAAAGCUCUUACCACACAGCUAAGAAACCAAGAAGUGCUCGCCUUCACCCCUCCAAAUUCAAAAUUCAAGCAAAGUCUUGCAACAAUGUAAAUAGAAAUGCUGAUUCCGAGGCUCCUUUGCAGUCAUUGUUCGCUGCUAAGAAAGGGUUAAAGGGACAUAGGAAGUUCAAGUAUGGAUCGGUUGAUGGAUCUGUUAAUAGAAGAACUAACGUACCAGGAAAGGAAGAUACACGACGUAAAACUCCGGUUAAGGAGGACCAUCGGUCUGAGGUAGUAAUGAAGGAAAGAAAAAGAGCUCGCAAAGGUGAUUUGCAGGUUGCAUAGUCCUCUUUUUUGUGUACAAAUUUUCUUCUUUUGCUCCUCUAUCUUUCAUGAUCAUUUUGCAACUGAACUAUGUGAUGUGAAAGUCAUUUCAAGUGGCAUCUACUGAAGCUGACAAGUUGUUCAGAGAAAAAAAAAAAAAGGAACAGAAUUGAAGAAGUAA